Molecule: messenger RNA, 2338 nt
Organism: Antechinus flavipes (yellow-footed antechinus)
Lineage: Eukaryota; Metazoa; Chordata; Mammalia; Dasyuromorphia; Dasyuridae
Product: ketosamine-3-kinase-like
Exons: 6
Coding region: 41-970 (309 amino acids)
Source: RefSeq, a predicted model, not a curated record
GUUGCUCUAGUGGGCUGGGCCUGGAUACUCGGCGAUAAAAAUGGAGGAGCUGUUGAAGAGGGAACUGCAGAGCUCCACGGCCAAGGCCACUGGCCACUCCGGGGGCGGCUGCAUUAGCCAGGGCCAGAGUUACGACACCGACCGUGGCCGGGUAUUUGUAAAAGUGAAUCACAAAUCCGAGGCCAAAAAAAUGUUUGAAGGUGAAAUGGCAAGUUUAUUAGCUAUCCUAGAAACAAAUACUGUGAAAGUACCCAAACCCAUGAAAGUGAUUGAUGUGCCAGGAGGUGGGAAUCUACUAGUGAUGGAGCAUUUGGACAUGAGAUAUUUAAACAGUCAUGCUGCAAAGCUUGGAUCUCUGUUAGCUGAUCUACACCUUCAUAACAAGAAUCAUGGUGAAACUCUCCAGAAAGAAGAAAAAACCAUUGGGAAAGGAGGAGGGCAGGCAGAACUUCAGUUUGUGGACCAAUUUGGGUUUGAUGUGGUAACCUGCUGUGGAUAUCUCCCUCAGGUGAAUGACUGGCAGAAAGACUGGGUAACAUUCUAUACCAGGCACCGAAUUCAACCACAGAUAGACAUGGUAGAGAAGGAGUCUGGGGACAGAGAUGCAAGAGAACUUUGGUCUCAGCUACAAUUGAAAAUACCUGGCAUGUUCCAAGGCUUAGAAAUUGUACCUGCUUUACUCCAUGGAGAUCUUUGGGGAGGAAAUGUUGCAGAGGAUCAGUCUGGGCCAAUUAUUUUUGAUCCAGCUUCUUUUUAUGGCCACUCAGAGUUUGAGCUUGCCAUAGCUGGAAUGUUUGGGGGCUUUGGUAGCUCUUUUUACUCAGCUUACCACAGCAAAAUCCCUAAAGCUCCAGGGUUUGAGAAGCGACUUCAGCUUUAUCAACUUUUUCACUACUUAAAUCAUUGGAAUCAUUUUGGAUCAGGGUAUAGAGGAUCUUCCCUGAAUGUAAUGAGAAACCUCAUAAAAUGAAUGCUUUUUCUUUUUGUGUUCUGAUCUCAGCUCACUCUGGUGAUUCAAACAUAGUAUUAUUUCUCUAAGGAAGUAUGUAACAUUAUAGUCAACAUCUAGAGUCUAGGAUUUCUCUUGUACCUGCCCUCUCUUCCCUGAACACUAUCAUAUCCCCAAAGGUAUUGGGUUUUGUUUUUUGUUUUUAAUUUUUUUCCUGAAUUAGAGUAGCUCAAUAUUGAGCUUCUUAAUCCAGAACUCACAAACCCUUAUAGUAGCUUAUUUACAAGCCAUGAAACAUACCUCACAGCUUAGAGAAAAUUUUAUUUUAAAGUUGAAUUUUACUAAAUGUUAAAUAAAGGAAACUAGAUUAAGCUAUGCUACAAAAUAAAGAAACUGUGAAGAAAUGGAUGACAGCAUUUAGCCAUCAUGUUAUCAGAAUAAAAAAAGGAGAAGAUAGUAAUCAAGUUUAUUUGAAGUGUGAAUAAGAAAGUUAAUACAAAAUGCCCUUAUUUCUUUCUUGAUUACUUUAAACACAUUCCUUUUAGUUUUAUUUAAGUUUUAUUUAAGGAAUAAACCCUUCUUGAAAUGUGAAGGUUUUCUAUCCUUGGCUAGCUAUAUAGAAUAUAAGAAGUAGUCAGUUCUGCUUUUUGAUUGGUAUAGCCUACAUCUGGAAAUGAAAGCCAUUAAUUAGAAACUUUUCAACAUUCAGGAUCACUGAAUCUAAUAAAAAGAGGUAGAGCAGCCACUUAUGUUUUGUAAUAAUAGUGUUCUGUUUUUUCCCUCAGAAGAAUCUAGAAUCUACUGACCCAAGAACUAUUUUUCAAAUAUAAGAAAUCAAGUGUUUCUGGUUUGAUGGCAGAAAUAUAGGUUCAUUAAUUGAGGAGUAUAAAACAUUUGGUAGAUGGAAUUGUGUUUCUUAGGCUACUUACAGAUCUGAAAUGUUAUCAUAAUGGAAUUGCUGAGUUGGGUCUAGAUUUUACCAUGCACAAGGGGACUUCCAGAUUAUUUAGACACAUUUCUUUUUUUCUGUUGCUUCUUUUGCUGUGUGUCCUGUACAAUAACAUUAAAUGAACUUUUAUGUAAUUGUAGCUAAGUGGAGUAAUUUAUUUGCUUUUUAAAAAUUUACUCCAUCUAAUUCUACCAUUUUCCUAAGCUUGGUCAGUUAUCUUAUUUUCAUAGAAUAUUAAACCAAAUUGUGAACUUGCUUCCUUUACUAAGUAUUUCAACAAUAUGGUAAUUUUAAUGAAUGGUGUUGAUGCUUAUCACCCUUUUAACAUGGGAAUUUUGACAGGGCAAUUACUAUGCUGCUUGUCUUAUGAUUUGACUAAAUAACAGUUGUAAUGUUCUUGUAUAGCAAUAAAAUAGACAAAGCUUAUUUUUAAAAAUCAA